Messenger RNA from Dama dama (fallow deer), 2561 nucleotides. It is a transcript of the gene USP2, whose product is annotated as ubiquitin specific peptidase 2. Gene Ontology annotation, molecular function: cysteine-type deubiquitinase activity. Gene Ontology annotation, cellular component: cytoplasm. The coding region runs from base 94 to 1914 and encodes 606 amino acids. The record is from RefSeq and is a predicted model, not a curated record. The transcript has 13 exons. Lineage: Eukaryota; Metazoa; Chordata; Mammalia; Artiodactyla; Cervidae. Gene Ontology annotation, biological process: protein deubiquitination.
UAGCUCCAUGCUUGUGCCCGGUUCGACUCAUCCAUCCGCGGAGAAUAGGCAGCCCAUGAGGCUCCCAGUCCCCACCGAGUGCCGCCCUGAAGGAUGUCCCAGCUCUCCUCCACCCUGAAGCGCUACACAGAAUCGGCCCAUUAUACAGAUGCGCCUUUCACCAAAUCGAGCUAUGGCACCUACACUCCCUCUUCCUACGGAGCCAACCUGGCUGCCUCCUUCCUGGAGAAGGAGAAGCUUGGUUUCAAGCCCAGCCCCCCCACCAGCUAUCUCACCCGUCCCCGUACCUAUGGCCCCCCCUCCAUCCUGGACUAUGACCGAGGCCGCCCCUUGCUGAGACCCGACGUCAUCGGGGGUGGUAAGCGGGUGGAGAGCCAGACUCGGGGCACCGAGCGGCCUUCAGGGAGUGGCCUCAGCGGGGGCAGUGGAUUCCCUUAUGGAGUGACCACCAGCUCCCUCAGCUACCUGCCUGUCAGUGCCCGUGACCAGGGGGUGACCCUGACCCAGAAGAAGUCGAACAGUCAAUCAGACCUGGCCCGGGACUUCUCCAGCCUCCGGACCUCAGAUAGCUACCGGCUGGACUCUGGGAACCUGGGCCGCAGCCCCAUGCUGGCCCGCACGCGCAAGGAGCUGUGCGCCCUGCAGGGCCUGUACCAGGCAGCCAGCCGCUCCGAGUACCUGGCUGACUACCUGGAGAACUAUGGUCGCAAGGCCAGUGCACCUCAGGUGCCCACCCCGACCCCUCCCUCACGAGCCCCCGAAGUCCUCAGCCCCACCUACCGACCCAGUGGCCGUUACAGUCUGUGGGAGAAGGGCAAGGGCCAGGUCCUUGUGUCCAGCCGCUCCAGCUCCCCAGGGCGAGACACCAUGAAUUCUAAGAGCGCCCAGGGUCUGGCUGGUCUUCGAAACCUUGGGAACACGUGCUUCAUGAACUCCAUUCUGCAGUGCCUGAGCAACACGCGGGAGCUGAGAGACUACUGCCUGCAGCGGCUCUACCUGCGGGACCUCAGCCACAGCAGCCGUGCCCACACGGCCCUCGUGGAAGAGUUUGCAAAACUAAUCCAGACCAUAUGGACCUCAUCCCCCAAUGACGUGGUGAGCCCCUCUGAAUUCAAAACCCAGAUCCAGAGAUACGCACCACGUUUCGUCGGCUAUAAUCAGCAGGAUGCUCAGGAGUUUCUUCGCUUCCUUCUGGACGGGCUGCACAAUGAGGUGAACCGGGUCACAGCGAGGCCCAAGUCCAACCCUGAAAACCUCGACCAUCUGCCUGAUGAUGAGAAAGGGCGCCAGAUGUGGAGAAAGUAUCUAGAACGGGAGGACAGUCGGAUCGGGGAUCUCUUUGUUGGGCAGCUGAAGAGCUCCCUGACGUGCACUGAUUGUGGCUACUGUUCUACGGUCUUUGAUCCCUUCUGGGACCUCUCUCUGCCCAUUGCUAAGCGAGGUUAUCCUGAGGUGACGUUAAUGGACUGCAUGAGGCUCUUCACCAAAGAGGACGUGCUUGAUGGCGAUGAAAAGCCGACGUGCUGUCGCUGCCGAGCCAGAAAACGGUGUAUAAAGAAGUUCUCCAUCCAGAGGUUCCCAAAGAUCUUGGUGCUCCAUCUGAAGCGGUUCUCAGAAUCCAGGAUACGAACCAGCAAGCUCACAACAUUUGUGAAUUUCCCACUAAGAGACCUGGACUUGAGGGAAUUUGCCUCAGAAAACACCAACCACGCUGUUUACAACCUGUACGCUGUGUCCAAUCACUCCGGAACCACCAUGGGCGGCCAUUACACAGCCUACUGCCGAAGUCCGGUGACAGGCGAGUGGCACACUUUCAAUGACUCCAGCGUCUCCCCCAUGUCCUCCAGCCAAGUGCGUACCAGCGACGCCUACCUGCUCUUCUACGAGUUGGCCAGUCCACCCUCCCGCAUGUAGCAACGAGGAGCUACAUCCCAUCCUCCCUUCCCCGUGGUGGCCCCACAACCUAAGUUUUUUUAAAAAGACCAAAAAAAGGCAAAAAAAAGUCCUGACAAAUAAGAGGAAAAUAAAGGAAAGUGAAGCUGCAGAGCAGGAGUUGCUGCAGCCUGACCGGAGCCUGGAGCGGGGAGCCCGGUGCCCCCGAGCCCCGCCUGGUAGGGAAGAUUGGCAGGACGCAGACUGAGCCAGCACAGUGCCCUUGGCUUCUCAUGUCUGUAUUUGUAAGUGUGUGGUUCUUUUCCCGUGUGUGAUAAACCGCAGCCCUCUGUGGGGAGAAGAUCUUGUCUAAGGGCCCACUGGCCUCGGCCCAGCCCCGGCCUCCCGAGAACACAGCGCCCUCUGGAGCCUGCUGGGAGGAUCGCCGCCUGGAACGCUGCCCAUCUUUGCCUGGACCCCGCUCACCCAUGAGCCAAGAGCCCUCUUAAGGCUGCUAACUCCGGGGGGGACAGAUGAGGGGACGUCUUUGAAAAAAGCUGUUUUUGAUUUUUAAAAGCCCAACUUUUUUUUUUUUUUAAUUACCGUAACUAAAGUUUUCAGACUGGAGAUGCUCUCUUUCACACCUCUUCACAGCUGGGAUGUUGUGCUGGUCAUUUUUUUUUUUUAAU